GAGAGGGGUGAUUUUGUGUGUAAUAAGAUAUGAAGCUGCACGAGAAUCUACUUAUAUUUGUGUUGGUUAUUUGGCUGGUGGCUUCAUUAAUGAUCCAGGGCUCAGACCACCAUGAAAGGAAGCCUUAUAUCGUGUAUAUGGGAGAGCUGCCGCUCGGAUCUCGGUCCACGGUGGCGGAUCACCACCACAGCUUGCUUUUGGACGCCAUUGGAGAUGAAAAGACAGCGAGAGAGUCGAAAAUCCACAGCUACGGAAAGAGCUUCAAUGGGUUCGCGGCCAGACUGUUGCCUCACGAAGCCGACAAGAUCUCAAAACGUGAGGAUGUGGUUUCGGUGUUCCGGAGCAGAAAGCAAAGAAUUGUAACGACAAGAUCCUGGGACUUUUUGGGACUCAAUAAACGCUCUAAACGUAACCCUUCCCUUGAGGCUAAUCUCAUUGUCGCUGUUUUGGAUACAGGGAUUUGGAUAAAUAGUCCUAGCUUCAGUGACAAAGGGUACGGGCCCCCUCCCGCCAAAUGGAAGGGCAAAUGCGUAACUGGCGCCAACUUCAGCGCCUGCAACAACAAAGUGAUAGGCGCGGCAUACUUCGAUCUGGACGACCAAAACCCAGCUGCGGCGAGGAGCGUGGCGGACACGGAGGGCCAUGGGUCCCACACCGCGUCCACGGUGGCGGGGUCUGCGGUGGAGGGUGCCAGCCUGUACGGGCUGGCCAGAGGGACGGCUCGGGGCGGGGUGCCAUCGGCUCGGAUCGCGGUCUACAAAGUGUGCUGGAGUAUCUUUUGCAGCGAGAUGGACGUGCUGGCCGGGUUCGACCAGGCCAUCGCGGACGGCGUGGAUUUGAUUUCCGUCUCCAUCGGCUCCCCGCCGAUGGACCUCUUCAGGGACAGCCAGGCCAUUGGGGCUUUUCACGCCAUGAAGAAGGGGAUUUUGACCUCCUCCGCCGCCGGCAACUACGGCCCCCAGUUGUCCACCGUCGAGAAUGUCGCGCCCUGGAUCAUGACCGUCGCUGCAACCGCCAUUGAUCGAAGAUUCAUCACCGUUCUCCAACUCGGUAAUGGCAGCAAAUUUACUGGAUUCUCCAUCAACACUUUCUCGGGGGGCAAACAAAUGCAGCCUCUAACCAGCGGGGCCAAGGCUGCCAACGCUACCGCCGGAUCCAACCGAGGAAACGCAAGUGCUUGUGAUGCCGAAGCUCUUAGCCAGAGCAAAGUGAAGGGAAGGAUUGUGUAUUGCCUUGGAAAUUACGCAGACCCCAACAUCAAAUCCUUGGGAGGCGUUGGAGUCAUUCAACUUCUUCAACCACAAACUGAUUAUUCCUCUAUCCUCGUUCUCCCCGGGGCUGCCAUCCCUUCUAUCUCUGGCAAAUCUGUUGAUCUCUAUAUCAACUCCACCAAGAAUCCUAGAGCUGUCAUCUAUAAGAGUAGAACUAUAAAAAUCACUGCUCCUUUUGUUGCCUCUUUCUCAUCUAGAGGGCCGCAGUCAAUCACCCGCAACAUUCUCAAGCCUGAUCUUGCUGCACCAGGGAUAGACAUCUUGGCUGCUUAUACAGAAUUGGCGAGCUUAACAGGGGACACGUCCGACAGUAGAUAUAGUUUAUUCAAGGUAAUGGCAGGUACAUCCAUGGCUUGUCCUCAUGCCACCGCGGCUGCUGCCUAUGUUAAGUCGUUCCACCCCGAUUGGUCUCCUGCUGCUGUCAAGUCUGCUCUCAUGACGACUGCGACUCCAAUGAAGAUCAAAUUCAAGGAAGCUGAGCUUGGCUCUGGAGCAGGACAAAUAAAUCCGACAAGGGCAGUGCAUCCAGGCCUUGUUUAUGAUAUUUCACUCAACUCCUACGUCUCUUUCCUCUGCAAACAAGGCUACAACAGCACAGCAAUUGGCCUAAUUGUUGGUAGCAAGAAGUAUAACUGCUCCAUGUUGAAGCCUGCACGAGGCACCGAUGGACUUAACUACCCUACAAUGCACCAACAGCUCUCCGAUCCUAGUUCUGCCAUUGACGCGGUCUUUUAUCGGACAGUGACUAAUGUCGGGUACGGAGCAUCGUUGUACAGGGCAAAUAUAACAUCCCCAGAUGGCCUCUCUGUCAAAGUUUUCCCAGACACUCUUAAUUUUGCUAAGUCACACGAAAGGAAGACAUUUAAAGUUGUGGUGAAGGGAAAUCCUAUGCCAAAAGGAAUACAGAUUCUAUCAGCUUUGCUUGAGUGGACCGAUUCUAAACACAUCGUUACAAGCAAUAUUCUCAUCUGUAGGCAGUUAUUGAUGUAAGUUUUGAUUUGGUCUUUGCCAGCAGUAACAGUGACAUUUCAGACUAGAUGAUCAGUCACUAGAAGAGAUGCAGUAUUUGUUUUCAGUAUCGGCGUCAUAACUUAUUUUCCUUGUACAUAAUGAUUGAUGAAUUUGUUCUCUCAUUCCUUUUUGUCCACAAAAUUCUGCUUCGUU
Molecule: messenger RNA, 2435 nt
Organism: Momordica charantia (bitter melon)
Lineage: Eukaryota; Viridiplantae; Streptophyta; Magnoliopsida; Cucurbitales; Cucurbitaceae
Product: subtilisin-like protease SBT4.15
Biological process (GO): proteolysis
Molecular function (GO): serine-type endopeptidase activity
Source: RefSeq, a predicted model, not a curated record